UGACAACCAUUAUUUGCUCUGUGAACACAACGGCUGUGAUUUUGUGACGAAGGAAUAUUUCUAUUAAUUGUUUAUUGUUGUCAUUACAAUUAGUGAUCAAUACGGUAUCUCCGUGCAGUGUUAUUAUCUUCCUGUUGUUGAAGCAUAAGAGGAUUGUUUCCACAAUGCCGCGCGUGUAUAAGCCGAAACCAGGAGGCAAACGUUAUAAAAGAUAUGAUCUAGCGACCAUUAACAAAGCAGUGGAGGAGUAUCAUACGGGCAUUGACUCAUUGAAAAAAAUAGCUGCAAAGUACAACAUGCACCCGUCUGUGUUGUACCGCCAUAGUAAAGGACUUCUAAAACAACAAGGUGGACAGCCAGCUCUUUCGCUUGAAACAGAAAAUUAUAUUAUCGAAUAUAUAAACGUUUGUGCCGAAUGGGGCUACCCAAUGGACUCACUAGAUUUGAGAUAUAUUAUUAAAAUGUAUCUUGACAAACUUGGGGUUACCAAUACACGAUUUAAAAAUAACAUGCCGGGGCCUGAUUUUGUGCAGUGCUUUUUAAAUCGUCAUAAAGACAAAAUCUCACAACGAAUUUGUCAAAAUAUAAAAAGAUCCCGGGCUGCUGUAUCACCUGAAACAAUCACGAGUUUUUUCGAAGAACUAGAGAAGUCAUUGGUCGAUGUUCCAGUGACGAACAUUAUCAAUUAUGAUGAAACGAACCUCGCCGUAGACCCUGGGCAAAGAAAAAUACUGACAAAAAGAGGAACUAAAUACCCAGAGCGUAUUAUGAAUCACUCAAAAUCGAAUGUUUCUAUUAUGAUGGCUGGUACAGCAGCCGGGGACCUAUUGCCACCUUACGUGGUUUAUAAGGCCCAAAAUUUAUACGACACAUGGGUUUCACGCGGACCACGUGGUGCACAGUAUAAUAGGUCUGUUUCGGGGUGGUUUGACGGAAAUACGUUUGAAGAUUGGAUCCAGACCAUAAUCAUCCCGUAUUUUGAAGACAAACCAGGCAGAAAACUGCUUAUAGGUGACAAUUUGUCGUCACAUAUAUCGGUGGAUAUGGUUAAGCUGUGCAAAGAAAAACAAAUCGAUUUUGUGUUUUUGCCAGCAAACGCCACUCAUUUAAUGCAGCCGCUUGAUGUAGCUUUUUUCAGACCAAUGAAAAUAGCUUGGCGGGAGAUUCUUCUCAAAUGGAAGAAAACCGAUGGUUAUAACGAGAUAUGUGUGCCAAAAGGGUGUUUUCCACAAUUAUUAAAACUCUUGAUGGAAACGAUUCAGGAUAAUGCAGUUUCAAAUUUAAAAUCUGGUUUUAAAAAGACGGGUAUUGUACCAUUUGACCCCACACAAGUUUUGAACCGAAUACCAAACGAAAUAAAUGACACGGAGAGACAUAAGGAAGCAAUGGAUCAAUCAGUAAUAAAUUUAUUAAAUAACAUGCAAUAUGAUACAAUUGCUGUUAAAGAUAUAAAAAGGAAGCGAAAGAUAAAUGUGGUUGCAGGAAAGAGUGUUGGUGAAGAUUUUUUACAAGCAGAGGAAGAUCGUGACACUGAAAAUGUUGCGGGUUCUAGUACAUCCAAGAAAAAGAAUUGUUUAGAACAAAAUAAAUCUAAUAAAAUAAAAAAAUUGACAGAGAAGGAAAAUAAGCCACAAGAAAGAAAAAAACCUGAAACAAGUGUAAAAGGAAAAGGAAUAGGAAAAAAAACAAAACAAAAAGAAAGCACACCUAUGACAGAAAGUUUUUCAAAUAUUCCAAUAUUUAAUGCAGACGAACUGGAAUGUGGAGGAGAGUUAGAAAUUGAAGACGUGCCACUAAGCGAUUCACUUCUUUUUGAUUGUAGAUCAGAUGAAACUUUAGAAAUGGGAAACAGUUGCAAUACGCAAUUCAUAUUAGACCAAGUUAAUAAAACUGAGUGUGAAACUAGCAAUAAUGAAAUAAAAGUACCACAAUCACAAGUUUCCGAUGAUGCCGCCUUAGGAAAUAAAAAGAAAACAGUGAAAAUACUAAAAAUAAUCUAUCUUUAUUAACCAAAACCAAAAUAUUCAAACUUUACAUUGUUAAUGUGAUAACAGUAGGAUUAGUUUACAAGGUUGCUAGUACAGUGAUAUCCAAACAAGCCUGUUAUCUAUAUCUUCAAUCUUGGACAUCAGAAACGGAGUACAGGUCACUUUAUUACGACGAAUUAUACAGUACAUCAAUAAUUAUGUUUAAUAGUAUUAUCUAUAAUAUAAAAAUGAAUCGCAAAUUGUGUUGGUAAGCGCAUAACUCGAGAACAACUGAACCGAUUUCGUUAAUUCUUUUUUUAUUACAUU
Molecule: messenger RNA, 2294 nt
Organism: Colias croceus (clouded yellow)
Lineage: Eukaryota; Metazoa; Arthropoda; Insecta; Lepidoptera; Pieridae
Product: MFS-type transporter clz9-like
Exons: 2
Coding region: 165-2009 (614 amino acids)
Cellular component (GO): nucleus
Molecular function (GO): DNA binding
Source: RefSeq, a predicted model, not a curated record